Messenger RNA from Phytophthora nicotianae INRA-310, 294 nucleotides. RefSeq lists its product as hypothetical. The annotation marks the transcript as partial. The record is from RefSeq and is a predicted model, not a curated record. The transcript has 2 exons. Lineage: Eukaryota; Oomycota; Peronosporomycetes; Peronosporales; Peronosporaceae.
GUGAUUCCUGAGCCGACAGAAGUCUUGGCACAGGAAGCCAAGGGGGAAACCGUGGACCAAGCCAACAUUGAAAUCCAAGUGAAUGAGCAAACCGAGACACCUGCUGUGGACUCGACGGAUGCCCCGGUCGAAUCGAGUCCAGCUGAAGAAGUUGCAAGCACUCAGCCUGCAGCAGAAACAACUGAGAAUGUGACAGAGCACAAGGAAGACGCGAACGUGCAACAGGCAGUGGACGAGGAGCUUGAAGCGAAGGCAAUGUCAAAGUGCUUAUGUGGCAGAUGCACUAUCAUGUAG